AUGGUCCCAGUAUUUAUGGGUCUCAUAGGAGAUUUGUUUCCCGCUUUGGAUGUACCUCGAAAACGUAAUUUGGAUUUUGAAAAGAUGAUCAAGAAAACUGCCGUCGAUCUUAAACUACAACCAGAAGAUGGUUUCAUAUUGAAAGUGGUACAACUGGAAGAACUAUUUGCUGUGAGACAUUCAGUUUUCAUAAUAGGAUAUGCAGGAACUGGAAAAAGCAUGGUGUGGAAAACGCUGAACAAAACUUACGCCAAUCAAAAACUCAAACCGUUUUAUAAUGAUUUGAAUCCCAAAGCUGUCACCAACGACGAACUGUUCGGAGUAAUUAACCCCGCCACCAGAGAAUGGAAAGAUGGUUUAUUUUCCGUGAUCAUGAGAGAACAGACUAAUUUGACUGGAGACGGUCCUAAGUGGAUUGUUUUAGACGGAGAUAUUGACCCAAUGUGGAUAGAAUCCUUGAAUACACUUAUGGAUGAUAACAAAGUUUUGACACUCGCUAGUAAUGAAAGAAUCGCUUUGACACGUUCAAUGAGGCUUCUGUUUGAGAUUGCGAACUUGAGAACAGCCACUCCUGCAACGGUAUCUAGGGCCGGGAUUUUGUAUAUCAAUCCUGCAGAUUUGGGCUGGAAUCCUUUCAUAGCAUCCUGGAUAGAUACGAGAACAAUACAAAGCGAGAAAGCUAAUCUUAUGAUAUUGUUUGAUAAAUAUAUUCCUCCGUGUUUGGAUGCUGUACGGCACAAGUUCAAGAAGAUCACGCCCAUUUCCGAUAUUGCACAUUUACAGAUGUUAUGCUUACUUCUGGACUGCUUCUUGACUCCCCAAAAUGUUCCUUCAGAUUGCCCCAAAGAGUGGUAUGAAAUAUAUUUCGUGUUUUCUGUGGUAUGGGCAUUUGGAUCCUCUUUAUUCCAAGAUCAAAUAAUAGAUUGGAGAAACGAAUUUAGCAAGUGGUUCGUUAACGAAUUCAAAACUGUGAAAUUUCCUUUCGGUGGCAACGUUUUCAGCUACUAUAUUGAAGAAGAGACAAAGAGAUUUCUUCCAUGGACUGACUUGGUUCCUGAAUUUGAGUUGGAUAGCGACAUUCCGUUACAAGCAACUUUGGUCAGUACCGCUGAAACUACAAGAAUUCGAUUCUUUAUUGAUAACUUAAUGUCGAAAAAAGCCCCAGUUAUGUUAGUUGGGCCUGCGGGUAGUGGAAAAACUGUGAUAGUAGCUGAAAAACUGCAUUCUUUGUCUGAAAACUUUGCUGUUACUAACGUACCAUUCAAUUUUUAUACAACAUCUGAGAUGUUACAACAGAUUUUGGAAAAGCCUCUAGAAAAAAAGGCUGGUAGGGUAUAUGGUCCACCAGGUAACAAAACCAUGAUAUACUUUAUCGACGAUAUGAAUAUGCCAGAGGUGGACAAAUAUUUUACUGUCCAGCCCCAUACCCUCAUCAGACAAUUCAUGGAUUAUCAGCACUGGUAUGAUAGGCAGAAACUUACUCUGAAAGACAUCCACAAUGUUCAGUUCAUAUCAUCCAUGAAUCCCACAGCGGGUUCUUUUACUAUAAAUCCAAGACUUCAGCGACAUUUCUGCGUAUUUGCUGUCAGUUUUCCAUCGCAAGAUGCCUCCUAUCAUAUUUACAAUUCCAUCUAUCUGCAACAUAUGCAAGACCACACGAAAAAAUUCAAUAUUGCCUUAACAAAAUUAUGUCCGACAGUUGUUCAAGCAGCACUCACACUGCAUCAGAAAGUAGGAACCACGUUUUUGCCGACAGCUGUCAAAUUCCACUAUACAUUUACUUUGAGAGAUAUGUCAAAUAUAUUUCAAGGCAUGCUUUUUGCAACUGGGAAUGCCAUCCACACCCAGACUGAUUUUAUCAGGUUAUGGAUGCACGAAGCUAGUAGAGUUUACAAAGACAAACUUGUGGAACGUAGAGAUAUAGACACAUAUAACAAGUUGGUUAUCGAUGUCGUAAAGAAAAGUUUUGAGGAGUUGGACGAGAAUGCAGUUUUUGAAAAACCGUUAAUAUAUUGUCAUUUUGCUGAAGGAAUAGGAGACCCAAAAUAUUUUCCAAUACUAGAUUUUUCCCACUUGAGCAAACUACUGAAUGAGGCAUUGAGUGGUUACAACGACUUGAUAGCUGCUAUGAAUUUGGUACUAUUUGAAGAUGCAAUGUACCACAUAUGUCGCAUUAAUCGGAUAAUGGAAUCUCCUAGAGGCAAUGCCCUACUUGUAGGUGUGGGAGGAUCUGGAAAACAAUCACUAACCAGAUUGGCUGCAUUCAUCUCUUCAUUUGAAGUUUUUCAGAUACAGCUGAAAAAGGGAUAUUCUAUGAAUGACAUGAAAACGGAUAUAGCCGCCUUAUAUCUUAAAGCUGGACUCAAAAGCGUUGGUAUCGUAUUUCUGAUGACCGAUGCUCAAGUACCAGAGGAAAAGUUUCUGGUUCUCAUAAACGACAUGCUUGCUUCUGGAGAAAUAAGUGAUCUUUUGCCAGACGAAGAUGUAGAAAACGUGAUAAGUGCAAUGCGAGGUGAAGUUAAGGGUGUAGGAUUACAAGAUACCAGAGAAAACUGUUGGCAUUUUUUCAUUGAUCGGGUAAGAAGGUUACUGAAAGUCGUUCUUUGUUUCUCUCCUGUUGGAUCGACAUUAAGAGUUCGUGCAAGAAAGUUUCCAGCUUUGGUAAAUUGUACCUCAAUAGAUUGGUUCCACGAAUGGCCAAAAGAGGCGUUAGAGUCCGUAUCUAAAAGAUUUCUGGCUGAAAUAGACGUGCUUCCCCAGGAACUCAUGCAAUCGGUAUCUUUGUUCAUGUCAUAUGUUCACACUGUAGUGAAUGAAAUGUCACAAGUUUACUUAACGAAUGAAAAACGAUACAACUACACGACUCCCAAGUCCUUUUUGGAACAAAUCGACCUAUAUUCAAAGUUACUGGGGGAAAAAACUGCCCAUAUCAAGGACAAUAUCGAACGACUUGCAAAUGGAAUAACCAAGCUUGCAUCUACCUCUGAGGACGUCGACGGAUUGAAGGAGGUUUUAGCUGAACAAGAGAUAGUCUUAGGAGAAAAAAAUAAAGCCGCAAGUGAACUUAUUGCAGUUUUAUCAGCAGAAAAUGAGAAAGUUGGCAAAGAACAAGAAAUAGCUAGCGAGGAGGAGGCGAAAGUGAAAGUUAUUGAAGAAGAUGUAACUUUGAAAGCAAAGGUCUGUCAGGACGAUUUAAUGAAAGCAGAACCUGCAUUGAUAGCAGCACAGGCUGCCUUGAAUACUUUAAACAAAAAUAAUUUAACAGAGUUGAAAUCUUUCGCCACACCUCCAGAUGCAGUAGUAUCAGUUUGUGCUGCAGUGUUAGUUCUGUUUUCCAAAAAGGGAAAAAUUCCUAAAGAUAGGGGUUGGAAGGAGUCUAAACAAAUGAUGUCAAGGGUUGAUCAGUUUCUCAAUGACCUUAUCAACUAUGACAAAGAUAAUAUCUUACCUGAAGUAGUGAAAGCAACUCAAGAAUAUACAAAAUUACCAGAUUUCACUCCAGAAAAAGUGAUCAGCAAAUCAUUCGCAGCUGCUGGACUAUGCGCUUGGGUGAUAAAUAUUUUGAAAUAUAACGAAGUUUUUGUUGUAGUAGAGCCCAAAAGAAAAGCCUUAGCAGCAGCUAACAGAGACUUAGCAGAAGCUCGCGGUAGACUUGCAGAGCUGAAUGAGAAGUUGAAAGCACUGGAGAAGCAAUUAUCUAUUCUGAAGAGCGAGUAUGACGAAGCUAUAAAUGAAAAACUGAGGUGCCAAGCACAGGCAGAUGAAACUGCUCAAAAAAUAGAUAUAGCGAAUCGACUGGUUAACGGUUUGGCUUCAGAAAACGUGAGAUGGAGAGAGUUAGUGAAAGAAUAUAAAGCGUCAAUUGUUACUUUACCUGGUGAUAUAUUGUUGGUGACAGCAUUUAUUUCUUAUGUAGGGUGCUUCACGAGAAGGUAUCGUAUAGAUUUGUUACAUAAAUAUUGGAAACCAUUUCUCACCACAUUAGCAGUACCCAUUCCUAUGACGGAAGGCUUGGAUCCCCUAUCUUUACUCACUGAUGAUGCAAAGAUUGCUGAAUGGAAUAAUGAAGGACUGCCCAAUGAUCGCAUGUCUACAGAAAAUGCUUGCAUUUUGAGUAAUUCUUCUCGAUGGCCUCUAAUGAUUGAUCCGCAACUUCAAGGAAUCAAAUGGAUCAAAACUCGUUAUGGUGAUUCCUUGAACGUUGUACGAUUAACGCAGCGAACCUAUCUGGAUACUAUUGAAAGGUGUAUUUCAGAAGGGCUGGUGGUAUUAUUGGAAAAUAUUGGUGAGGUUUUGGACGCAGUUUUAGAUCCAGUACUUGGAAGGGUGCUCAUAAAAAAGGGAAGAGCUAUAAAAAUAGGGGAUAAAGAUGUUGAUUAUAAUCCUGCAUUCAGAUUGAUUCUUCACACGAAAUUGGCGAAUCCUCACUACAAACCAGAGAUACAGGCACAAACUACUUUGAUAAACUUCACUGUUACUCGUGACGGUUUGGAAGAACAACUUCUGGCAGAUGUUGUCAAAGCUGAAAGACCUGAUUUGGAAACUCUGAAAUCUUCUUUAACGAAACAACAGAACGAUUUCAAAAUCACCCUCAAGACAUGUGAGGCUAACCUGCUAUAUAAAUUAUCGUCAGCAACAGGAAACAUACUGGAAGAUGUUGAGUUGGUAUUGAAUUUGGAAACAACUAAGAAGACUGCAAAUGAAAUAGCUGUCAAAGUAGAGGAAGCUAAGGUUACUUCGGUGAAAAUCGAUGAGGCAAGAGAACAAUACCGUCCAUGCGCCGCAAGAGCAUCCCUUUUAUAUUUCAUUCUGAAUGAUUUGAAUAGAAUAAAUGCCAUAUACCAAUUCUCUCUGAAGGCUUUCAGUGUAGUAUUCAAAGAUGCUUUAUCUAAAGCAUUGCCAGCAGAGAAACUCAAAGAACGAGUGAUGAACUUAUUGGAUAGCAUAUCUUUUUCUGUUUUUAUGUACACUUCCCGAGGUUUGUUCGAGAGAGACAAAUUGAUAUUUACAGCCCAGAUGACUUUCCAAGUUCUUGGCCAACUGAAUGAAAUCAACCCAGAAGAACUGGAUUUCCUCUUGAGAUUUCCUUCUAUUGCUAAUUUAACGUCUCCAGUUGAUUUUUUGAACAACGUGUGUUGGGGUGGAAUCAAAGCUUUGUCACAAAUGGAUGAAUUCAAAAGCUUGGACAAAGAUUUGGAAGGGUCUGCUAAGAGAUGGAGAAAAUUUGUGGACAGUGAGUGCCCAGAGAAAGAAAAGUUUCCUGGAGAGUGGAAAAACAAAACCACUCUACAAAGACUUUGUAUCAUGCGUUGUUUACGGCCGGAUAGAAUGACGUAUGCAGUCAGCGGUUUCAUUGACGAGAAGCUUGGUAAUAAAUACAUAACUGCAAGAAGUGUAGAAUUCGAAAAAUCCUAUGAAGAGACGAGUUCUACCACACCAACAUUUUUCAUAUUAUCUCCAGGAGUGAAUCCUCUGAAAGAUGUAGAGAAAUUGGGAAGGAAAUUGGGAUUUAUGUUCGAUAAAGGUAAUUUCCAUAGUAUAUCUCUUGGACAGGGCCAAGAAAUUGUAGCGGAAAAUGCAAUGGAUCAAGCUGCCGCUGAAGGCCAGUGGGUGAUCUUGCAGAAUAUCCAUCUGGUGCAAAAAUGGUUGGCAACUUUAGAAAAGAAGAUGGAACAGUGCGCUGAUACUGGCAAUGCUAAUUACAGGUUAUAUUUGAGCGCAGAACCAUCUGCAGAUCCACAAGAAUGUGUGAUACCGCAGGGAAUUUUGGAAUCAUCUAUAAAAAUCACAAAUGAACCUCCUACGGGCAUGUUUGCUAACUUGCAUAAAGCUCUGGAUAAUUUCAAUCAAGAAACACUAGAGAUGAGCGGCAAAGAAGCGGAGUUCAAAGCUAUCCUUUUUGCCUUGUGCUAUUUUCAUGCAGUUGUAGCUGAAAGAAGAAAAUUUGGACCGCAGGGGUGGAACAGAAACUACCCUUUCAAUGUUGGAGACUUAACAAUCAGUGUUAGUGUACUCUACAACUACUUGGAAAAUAAUCAGAAGGUACCUUGGGAAGAUCUGAGAUAUCUCUUUGGUGAAAUCAUGUAUGGAGGGCACAUUACCGAUGACUGGGACAGAAGAUUGUGCCGCAGCUACUUGAUGAGUUAUAUGCAGCCGGAACUCGUUGAAGGAGACUUGCAAUACGCCCAAGGAUUCCAAGCCCCGCCGAAUACUGAUUACCAGGGAUACCAUCGAUACAUAGAUGAGAGGUUACCGCCCGAGAGUCCGUAUCUAUACGGGUUGCACCCCAACGCCGAGAUAGGGUUUUUGGCCAAUACGUCGGAAGUCAUGUUUAGAACUAUAUUUGAGAUGCAACCAAGAGAUUCUGGUUCUGCUGCUGGUAGCGGAAUGUCUAGGGAAGAAAAG
Leptinotarsa decemlineata (Colorado potato beetle) is the source of this 6405-nucleotide messenger RNA. RefSeq names its product dynein beta chain, ciliary. Gene Ontology annotation, biological process: microtubule-based movement. Gene Ontology annotation, cellular component: axonemal dynein complex. The record is from RefSeq and is a predicted model, not a curated record. Lineage: Eukaryota; Metazoa; Arthropoda; Insecta; Coleoptera; Chrysomelidae. Gene Ontology annotation, molecular function: dynein intermediate chain binding; dynein light intermediate chain binding; ATP hydrolysis activity.